UUGAAGCUGAGAUAACUUAAAGGAUUUCCUGAUGGGGAUUGCAUGGAAUUUUCACUCUCAAGGAUGUCAGCUUAGUUUGUUAAUCGUGCAGUAACGCUGAGGGAACUGCACGAGCUGUAAUAAAUAUUCACCAAACACCAUAAAAGGCGUGGUAUAAGGAAUGGUUGUUUCUAAUUUUAACCAGCGCCGUUUCGUUUGACCCGCGGGCCGAUCGGCAGGUUUGUCACUGCCUGUAAAUAUAGUAUAAUGGUCUUUUGACGAGUUUGGAGAUAAAAAGCGCAUUUUUAUUGGUUACUUAUCCAGAUAAUCACAUAGAACACAUUUUAUGAUUGGUUCCUUAGUUGAGAGUAAUUUGUAGUUCCCAGGAUCCAUUAGUACGUUGCGGCACUUGUGGUUGCAUUUACCGGUAAGUUGAUAAUUAGAAGGGUAGUGUUGAAAUACCUUUCAAUAAUGCUCACUUACUCACGGCAUAAACAAAUCAGCUCCUGAGUUGGGAGAACUUCACCACACUGAGAGUUGCCUUGUGCAAUGAUUCAGAAAGAAAGUGUUAUAUCAUGGUUCAAAGGACUUUGUGCGGAUGAUCGUAUCGACCUGAUGUGUAAUUUAUUAGACUGCUGUAUACCUUGGGAAAUCCGAUUUUUGAGCACGUUUAUUGAAGCCCAAGUCCAGAGAGAUUACCCGGCAUUUCGGCAACCUGAAAGUACGGCGAAUAAUCCAACAGAUUUGAGUUGUUUGUCGUGUUUGCACGAUGUUCACGUCCGACGGAAGCUGUGUGUUUCACUGGCUUUGCUUCACUCUAGCAAUCGACAAGCCGCUGCCGUGAUGUUCGGAAUUCUGAAUGACUUUCAACCUUCAAGUCUGGCUGAGGAGGAAUUCUUCACAGAUCUGUCAUUGCUGAUGACCAUGUCCGCUCACCAUCCAGCCUUCUCUUUUCAUCAGAAACAUACUUUACGCGCAAAAUUAAAACAGCUGAAGCAGUCAGCAAAUCACACAUCAGAUCUAAGCGAGACUGUUUCCGAAUCAAGCAGUGGUUCUUCGACUUUUUCUGUGGAUCACGAUGUCCCAGCGAGGUGCGAGACACAAGAUGACCUUUUACAUCAACAACAACAAAUCAAGGAAUCUCUUGAAGAAAAAGCAGCUAUGAAAGAGGUUAAAAAGGUGGAGCUCGUACAGGAUAUUCCUCCUGUCAAGGAUGCAAUUCCUGAUCCUCAAGUUUAUGUCAAAGAGAUUAAAGUGCAGGCAAUAGAGAAGAUAAAGGAGAAGAAAUCUAGACAUGAGCUAAGAAAACGUGAUGAUCAUCGGUAUGUUCUACAGAUUUCGUGGUGUGAUAAUACCACAGAAAUAAUACACAGGACAUAUGAAGAGAUGUUUGACUUUCAGUGCAAGUUGCGGAAAAUGUACCCAAAUAAAGUUGAUGCAAGUGGUAAUCCUUGGAAGCUUCCUUUCUUACCUGGUAAGAAUUUUGUGUUAACAGUAGAGUUUUAGCGAGAAUUUGUUCCUGCCAGUUACGGUAUAGUAAUUCAUUAUAUAUCAAGUCUCAAAAAGGGCAAGUAACUCUUAAAGUUUGCUUGCCUGGGACACUUCCCACUUGCCCAGGUUUUCAAACUCAUUAAGUCAUUCAGUGGCAUGUUGGAAUGCAAAAAAACCUGUCUGACUUGUUUGUAGUCUUCUUAGUGUUGAUCACUUUCAUGUUCGUGUACUUGCUUGCUACUGUAGAAUUUUGAUAUAGUGAAAGGCCAAGGGACCAGCUAAAGAUAUUGUGUAGUUCCAGAAAAUAUCCAUACCCCCACCAUGGAGGGAAUUUCACUAGCCUG
Orbicella faveolata is the source of this 1814-nucleotide messenger RNA. RefSeq lists its product as uncharacterized. The record is from RefSeq and is a predicted model, not a curated record. Lineage: Eukaryota; Metazoa; Cnidaria; Anthozoa; Scleractinia; Merulinidae. Gene Ontology annotation, molecular function: protein binding; nucleic acid binding; zinc ion binding.